Morchella importuna is the source of this 1674-nucleotide messenger RNA. RefSeq lists its product as uncharacterized. The record is from RefSeq and is a predicted model, not a curated record. Bases 1 to 1674 code for a protein of 557 amino acids. Gene Ontology annotation, biological process: maturation of SSU-rRNA. Lineage: Eukaryota; Fungi; Ascomycota; Pezizomycetes; Pezizales; Morchellaceae. Gene Ontology annotation, cellular component: cytosol; preribosome, small subunit precursor. Gene Ontology annotation, molecular function: protein serine/threonine kinase activity; ATP binding. The transcript has 3 exons.
AUGGCAGAGUCACUCCCACAGUACACAGCCGCUGCAACCCCGCAAUACGACUACAUCCCAAACCAAGGCUACAUCACGAACCCUGACCGCUUUGCCGACCCUGAGCAGGCAGGAGAGAUAUCACAGGCAGUGGCGCCCACACAGCUCCAAGAGGAAUACGACAAUCAUGAUGACGAGGAAGAGGACGAGGACUCAUAUGAUGACCUUUUUGACGACGAGCUAAACGACCAGGACUGGACAGAGUCCGGAGGAGGCGGGGGUGGCGACUUUACAAAGUCGUACAAUCGACAGCGGAAAGCGCUUGAGGCGACUAACGCCGCAAGUGCAGAAGGUGUGGUCAAGGGAAACAAACUGAAGCCAAAGGCAAACGUCAAGGCACGCGUUGACGACCAGAUACAGAGCUUGACCAAGUUCGCGGCCAGGAUAAAAUUGGGGGAUAUGGAGAGUGGAAUGGGGGGUGUUAGCAAAACUACGGACAAAUCCGAACGCGCAACAUCCGAACAAGUGCUAGACCCCCGCACCCGCAUGAUACUCCUGCAGCUGAUCAAUCGCUCAACCAUCCACACCAUCAACGGCGUCCUCUCUACAGGAAAGGAAGCCAACGUCUACCAUGCUCUCUCCGACUUACCAGACUCGUCCUCGCCCCUGCAUCGCGCGAUCAAGGUCUAUAAGACGGCCAUCCUAGUCUUCAAAGACCGAGACCGGUACGUUAGCGGCGAACACCGCUUUCGCAAUGGAUACAACAAGUCCAACCCUCGUGCUAUGGUCAAGAUCUGGGCCGAGAAGGAGAUGCGCAACCUCAAGCGCCUCUGGGCCGCCGGUAUCCCAUGUCCCGAGCCCCUCUAUCUUCGCCUACACGUCCUCGUGAUGGGCUUCAUUGGCGACAAGAAGGGGUGGCCGGCGCCGCGUCUGCGCGACGCUCCCAUUGAUGACGAACGGGUGUGGGACGCACUGUACCUUGAGCUACUGGGGCUCAUGCAGGCCAUGUAUCGGCAGUGCCGUCUAGUGCACGCCGAUCUGAGCGAGUACAAUGUUCUGUAUCACCAGAAACGGCUGUGGAUCAUUGAUGUGUCGCAGUCGGUGGAGCACGAUCAUCCGCGCUCGCUCGAGUUCCUGCGCAUGGACAUCAAGAACGUGCGCGAUUUCUUCCGCAGGAAGGGCGUCGAGACGGUGCCGGAGAAGCGCACAUUCGAGUGGAUUACAAAGGGCGACGAGCCUGUGGAGACGCUGCAGAGGGGCGGAGAGAUCGAGACGGAGGUCGAUAUCGAGGUCUACAGACAGGCGUAUGUGCCCAGGACACUGGAGGAGGUGUACGAUGUCGAGCGAGAUGCAGAGAAGGUCGGGCGCGGAGAGGGCGCAGAUUUGGUCUACAAGGACCUUCUGGCAGAAAAGAAGGUCGUCGCGGACGAAGAUGAAGGUGACAGCGAAGACGAGGAAGGCGACAGCGGCGAUGAUAGCGAGGAGGGGAGUGACGGUGAGGACGAGGAUGGUGCGCCAAAGCUUCACAGGAAGGAUAGAGACGCAGACAAGAAGCCUCGAGGGAAGAAGCACGAAGACAAGGACGAAAAGAAGGACCACAAGAAAAAAGUCAAGGAGGAGAAACGCGAGAUGCGAAAAACCAAAAUGCCUAAACACGUCAAAAAGAAGAUGAUCAGCGGCAAGAAAGGGAAAUGA